Messenger RNA from Pseudozyma flocculosa PF-1, 1371 nucleotides. RefSeq lists its product as uncharacterized. Lineage: Eukaryota; Fungi; Basidiomycota; Ustilaginomycetes; Ustilaginales; Ustilaginaceae. The record is from RefSeq and is a predicted model, not a curated record. The coding region runs from base 1 to 1371 and encodes 456 amino acids. The transcript has 2 exons.
AUGAUGUGGCUCGACGUUGACUGGCCCACGCUGCGGGCCUGUGGCUUCGUCGAGACCGGUGACGGCUCAGAGGAGGAGCCGGAACCACCCGACAUUGCUGGCAUUCCAGCAGAGUACCGCGACUUCGCCGACGUCUUCAGCGAGAAGGAGGCGGACCGCCUGCCACCUCAUGGCGAGCGCGACCUCAAGAUCGAGCUCGAGGAGGGUGCCAAGCCGCCUCAAGGGCCCCUGUACCCUAAGGGCCCUCGGGAGCUGCAAGAGCUACGGCGCUACCUCGACGAGAUGCUUGGUAAGGGCUUCAUCCGCCCGUCGCGCAGCCCGGCGCGAUCGCCCGUCCUCUACGUGCCCAAGAAGGACGGCAGCCUCCGUCUCUGCGUCGACUACCGCGGUCUCAACAAGAUCACGGUCAAGAACCGCACGCCGUUGCCCCUCAUCGACGAGAUGCUUGGCCUGCUUCGCCGCGCAAAGGUCUACACCAAGCUGGAUCUGCGCGCGGCGUACAACCUGAUCCGCAUCGCUGCCGGUGAUGAGUGGAAGACGGCGUUUGGCACUGACUUUGGCCUGUUCGAGUAUCUGGUGAUGCCUUUUGGCCUUGCCAAUGCACCAGGGCAUUUCCAGACAGUGGUCAACACCAUCUUCAGGGACAUCCUGGGGGUGUACGUCGUCAUCUACCUCGAUGACUUCUUCAUCUUCAGUGAUAACCCGGCUGACCACACCAAGCACGUCCGCGAGGUGCUGCGGCGUCUUCGAGAGCAUCGCCUGUUCUGCAAGCUCUCCAAGUGCCAGUUCAACACCACCGAGGCGGAUUUCCUUGGCUACAUCGUCACGCCAACGGGCCUCUCCAUGGAAGCAGAGAAGACCAAGGCCAUCGCGGAGUGGCCAGAGCCCCGGUCCAUCCACGACAUCCAGGUCUUCCUAGGCUUUGCGAACUACUACCGCCGCUUCAUCCGGCACUACUCUCGCAUCGCCCGACCGCUCACAGAUCUGGUCAAGCCGGUGCAGCGUUUCCGCAAGUUCGAGCUGCCUGAGGCGGCCAAGACGGCGUUCGUCAACCUCAAGAAGGCGUUUUCCUCGGCGCCCAUCCUUCGGCAUUUCGACUACGACCUGCCGACGAGGGUGGAGACCGAUGCCAGCGACAACGCCAUCGCGGGGAUCCUGAAGCAGGAGCACGACGGCCUCUGGCACCCCGUUGCUUUCUACUCCAGGAAGAUGACAAGCGCCGAGGCCAACUACGAGAUCCACGACAAGGAGCUCCUCGCGGUCGUCGCCUCGCUCCGCCACUGGUACCAGUUCCUAGCCGGGCUGCCCAGCCGCUUCGGCGUGCUCACCGACCACGACGCGCUCAACUCGGCGGCGAGCCAGACGCCCUGA